AUGAAACCACGUUCGAUGGAUGAGAAGCGAGAGCGAAAUUUGAGUCUUGGAUGGUGAGUUGGGAAACUUUUUUGAGGGAGGGGGGACUAGAAAAUUUUUCUCAAAAAUUAGGCCAGCCUAGGUUUUUUUUUGAAAAUCUAGAGAUUCUGUUAAAAAUACAGUCCAAGAACUAUAAAAAUUUUUGAAUAAUUUUUUCUAAAAUAAAUUUUUUUCAUUUUUCCAAGCCCUCCAAACUUGAAACAAAAAUUAAUUUUUGCAGUGUUCCACGUCAACCACUUCCCGGAUUCUCAGCCUACCUAGGAUCAAUCACAAAAUGUCCAAAAGGUCGAACUACCUUCCUACCAUUCGGAAAUUCUCGUCCUCUCGAUCCUCAAGAAUGUGUUGGAGUCUUCACUUCAAUGUACUGUAAUGAAGUCAAUUCUGAAUACUCAUUUCAACCAAUGUUUUCAUUAUCUGAUACUCCUCCAUUGGUUUCGCCCGAACAAACUGAUGAUGAAUCGGUUGGUUUUUUUUUGUUGUUGACUAGGGAACUUUUUUGGCGGGUAUAUAUAUUUUGAAAAAAACUACUUUUUUCAAAUUAUUUUUCAGAUGUUAUAAGUUUUUGAAAUUCAGAAAUCUUCAAUUUUUGCAGCCAACAAUGAUUCGAAAAAAAGAAUCAAGUUCAUCUGGAUAUGGUUCCUGUUGUUCUGAAGUCUCCAUUCCAAGCAUUAUCGGAGUUCCCCUAAAACCUCAAAGAUAUUACAAAGUUCCACGAAUUCGCCGCUUAUCAAUGCCUCCUUCAUACUUUGAAAAUGAAGUUACACGAGCAGUUGAUGACGAAUUCGCAAAUUAUGAAACUGAUGUGGUAAGUUAUCUUAUCCUAUGAAUAAUUUCAUUUUUUUUUUGAAAAAAAGAAUACUUAUGUAAAUUAUAAACAAAUAAAAUAAAUACAAAUCAGGUCAUUUUGUAAUUGUUUCCCUCUUAAAUUCUCCUAAUUUGGUUUGUCUUGUUGUUCUUUUUUCCUUUCAUUUUCAAUGUGAGACACAAAAAAAAUGAGUCAAAAUAUUCGGGAACAAUUGUGAUUCAUUAUUUUCCUUUUAUUGAAGUUUCAAACAAAAGAAAAAUAAAAAUAGAAUCAUGAAUUCUGAAAUGACCUUCUUUUUUUCGAAAUCAAGGAAAAGGUUUUAACCGAAUUAGUGAAUUAGCAAAACGAAAAGAUAGUAAAUUAGUUUAAUAUAUACAUUUUCUCUUUUUUUGUCAGGCUAAUUGAUUAUUAUGUUUUUUCUCAUAUUCUUUAGAAAAAGUUCAACGAAUUAGUAUAAUAAUAAUAUUAAUCUGAUAACAAUUUAUCUUUUAAUUUAUUGUUAUUAUUAUAAUAAUUGUUAUCUUUUUCUUUCUUUUUUCUAUCAAAACAAUAUCAGUUUUUUAUUAUCUUUCUUUUUUGCGCACUUUUUACUUUUUCCGGUUUUCUUUUCACAUCCAUUGAUAUCCUUUGUGCUCCUCUUUCUUUGUUUUUGUGAUCUGUAAAUAAAUCUGAACUCAAUUUGAGUCAACUCACCAUGUUUUUGCAGGACACGGGACUUCAAAUUCGUACAGAGAUUAGAGGAAUGUCUCGACCUGAGUCGGUUAUUCAGCUGGCUCGAAAAUUCGCGGAAAUAUCAGCUGCGCAGCAAAAAGAUCUUCAUAAAUCUCGAACACAAUUGGCAACUCCGGGAAAAGAGAAUUCAAUGUAUCAAAUUUCGAAGAGUGGGCCAUCUACUCCUUCCAGGCAAACAGGUAGUUUUUUAUCGAGUUUUAUCGAAUCAAUAUUUUUAUUUAGCUCCAACAAAUAUUGGGGGCAUCGCAUCGUUAAGAGGUUAGUUUUUUUUCACAUACUUUCCAAGUUUUCAAAAAAAAAAAAAGAAAAAAAGAUAGCAGCGAGUGGUUUCGAUCCACCGACCUCUGGGUUAUGGGCCCAGCACGCUUCCACUGCGCCACGCUGCUGACGAGCGAAACCAUGUUUGAUUGCCCACAUGUUUUUGAUGAAAAAAAAGGGAGAGAGAGAUAAGAAAAAGUGUGUGGUUGUGUGUGAGCGAACGAAUAAAUGAAGAGCAAAAUAUUAUUACAACCGACCGGAAAAAGUGGCGAAUUUUUACACACUUCGGACAUUUCGAGACUCUUGUUUUGUUUGUGCUCAAUCAAGUGAUAACAAAAUUUCAACUUUUUUUGUCUUUAGAGUUUUGAAAAUGUUUGCUCAAAUGAUUAUAGAUUUCGAUUUCGAAGCAUUUUCAAGGAAAAACUGGAAAUUGUUGGAAAAAAGUAAUGAACUACCCUUUUCCUUCUUCCAUUUUUUCCAAUUUCCCUGAAAAGUUCUUUUUUUAUUGGCCAGAAGUUCACAAUUUCAGAUGUUUUCUCUCUUUUUUGUUUUCGUUUUUCGCAUGACGGGAGACGGAAAAACGAACAAAAAAUGAAAAUGUUUUUUAUUAUCAACGAAAAUUGUUUCAGCAUCUGGUGGAGAAGCAAAAAUGUCGCGGCCAAACAUGUUCAAACAAAUGGAAAAAGUUGGAUCUGGGUGAGUUUUGAAGUUUGAAAAAAAUGAAGAUGAUCAUGUUUUUUAGUAAUUCAACAUCUUCAAUCGCACCUCGUCAACUCAAUCCGAAUUCUAUAAAAGACGCGCUUCUUAGAUGGAUUCAGAAUCGAGUUGCUGGAUAUCCAGUGAGUUAUUGGGAACCUACAGUGAUCGGGAAAGUGAGAAAAUUUGACACAAACCCCUAAGCGAUGAAAUUCAACGCGAAACUGAGAAGUUUAGAGAAAAAUAUUUGCGAUCCAAAUACCAGUAAUUUUUAUAAACAAUCUCUCACUUUCCACUGGACUUUGUCGGUUUAGUAAAAAGAUCAAAAGAUUCUAAAAGUAAUUUUUUUAAAUUCCGGUUGACCGAGACCACCCACGAAGUUUCUGACUGGCCUAAACUUCACCAAAACAAAAAAUACAAAUGAAAUAUUGAAGUUCAAAUCUUACUGUACGCGAAAGUGCGUCGCAGUGUUUGCACACACCAAUCAGCUGGACGUGGGGGGAAUUUGAAUUUUUUGAAAACACAAAAUUUUCUAUAUCCAAAAAUCAGAACUUUUGUUUUCAGAACGUCAACGUCACAAACUUCUCCUCCUCUUGGGCUGAUGGAAUGGCCUUUUGCGCUUUGAUCCAUCGAUUUGCUCCACAUUCCUUCGAUUUCGCACAACUCGACCCCCAAAAUCGACGAUAUAAUUUCGAGUUGGCUUUCAAAACUGCAGAGUGAGUUUUUUUAACCAUAAGAUUUAUUGAAGUUGACCAGAAACAUCGGAUAAUUAAUUUUAUUUUAACACAAAUUCCACAAACUUUUUCUGGUAGAUCAAAAAUAUUUUUCUCUAAAUCUCUCACUUUUCAGCUGAAUCUCGUUGAUUCUCCAAGGUUUCUCAAACUGUAGCUCCAUUUUUCUAGCUUCAAAAUUUAAUAUCAGAAAGUAAAUAUUCCUUUAAAAAUUCAAAAAAGGAGUACUGUAGCAUCCAUACAAAACUAUAUUCCUUUAAUAUACUCUCUAGGAUACUGUAGAUCUUUUCAAAAGUUCAAAAAUCCAUUUUUUUUUCAGAGAUAAUGGAAUUUAUCCAUUAUUGGAAGUAGAUGACAUGAUUAUGAUGGGAGAUCGACCAGAUUGGAAAUGUGUUUUCACAUAUGUUCAAGCAUUCUACAAACAAUUCAGAGAUCAUCCAUAA
This is a messenger RNA of Caenorhabditis angaria, 3704 nucleotides long. The record is from the annotation of a GenBank genome assembly. NCBI's taxonomy places the organism in Eukaryota, Metazoa, Nematoda, Chromadorea, Rhabditida, Rhabditidae.